Drosophila eugracilis is the source of this 324-nucleotide messenger RNA. RefSeq lists its product as uncharacterized. The coding region runs from base 3 to 287 and encodes 94 amino acids. NCBI's taxonomy places the organism in Eukaryota, Metazoa, Arthropoda, Insecta, Diptera, Drosophilidae. The record is from RefSeq and is a predicted model, not a curated record. The transcript has 2 exons. Gene Ontology annotation, molecular function: chitin binding.
UCAUGUACAAGGGCACCCUCAUCUGCUGUCUGCUUUUGGGCCUGUUCCUGGCUUUCAGCUCCGCUUAUAACGGCCAGGACAUCUACGCCGAACCCAACUGCGCCAUUGUCGAGGAUCACGGCCGCAAGUUCCGCGACAUCUCUGACCCCACCCACUACUGGAUCUGCCCCGAAGGUCAAGAGAAGGCCGAAUACAUCCAGUGCCCGGACAACUACGCCUUCAUGGAGAAGGAGCAGAACUGCGUCGUCUGGGAGGAGUGGAAGUGGGUUGAGCCCUACACCAAAUAAACAGCCAAACUUGAGUUGAGAAGUGCAGAAAGUCUAA